AUGGAAGAUCUCCAAGAGCCCGCGUUCGCUGAGAUUGACACAGACAGCUUUGAGGUCUUAUCCUCACACCCAUUUUGCCGCGGCCUGCGCAAAGAGGUCGUCUUAAGCAUAUCUCGAGCAUCCAAGCGCUGGGUGUUUACGACCGCAAGUCGCAUCAUCUUAAGUGAAGGUGCGCUAACAGCAGACCUUUCCAAUCUGUGGAUUCUGACUCGUGGGGCUGUGGAAGUAAUAGAAAGCGGACAAACCCUGUGCACUUUGGAAAAUGGCAGCGUGUUCGGCGACUCCGUCGCGUUCAACCGAUGUGACCGACAGCCUUUCACCAUCCGAGUGCUACAGGUUCCCGUUGUCGCAUGGUGCCUACCCUCUGCAGAUCUACGGCAGACGAUGAGGCUCCAUGCCUCUGCGGGCCCGUUGAUGGAUGAGUUCGUAGACCAGCAGGAAAGGCGGAUUCUUUGGCCACGUGCUUCAAAACUGUUAAUGCUCUCGCACUGUGGACAGAAUUUUCCCAAACAGCUGUUGAAGAAAGUCUCCAUACGGCACGCCAGAGCCCACAGCCUAAUAUGGUCUCCAUCAGUUUCUCGACAGUAUCUGAAAUCAGUGCUGACAGGAACUGUUCUCGUGGAGAGGGUGAGCAAGGACGCAUUUAGGGUGCACGAUGAAAUGCCUUCUAGUCCCAUACUUCGGUCGGAUACCGAAGUGUCAAAGAUAUUUGAGCGGAGAAAAACUACGCACGUGACCAUAGGCAGCACCGAGUUUUCAGAUGAUAUUGUGGAAGAGUCCCGGUCAUACAAGCGCCUAAGCGGUCCUGACAUGCCAAUGUCUCCUACCACAUUGCAACAGCUGAAGUCCUUUGCCGCAACCAGCUCUAUGUCCGGGUACGACUAUCCGUCAUUGGAGGACGUUGAGGACAGCAGCAGCAGUAGCAGUGCUGUCUCUGAUGAAGAAGAGGAUUCUGAUUUAUCCAGCACAAGUUCCAGCGAGUCCAGCGUCGAGUCGCAAGGGGAGGAGAUGUACGAUUUGCCCGACACUCUUGCAAACCUUGAGCCAGCAUCAGGUACUGUCACGGCUAAAGCUGGGCCACAUUGUCUGGUCUUCAAUGAAGCGGGUGUCCUUGGUUAUAAGGAAGCCGACAGUGCACUCUACAGACAAGUCGUGGCCUUGACAGACUGCAUCGUUCUGUCUCUGAAUGUGGAUGGCUUCAGGGAAGCUGUGGAGAGAGCACCGCGUGAGAAGAAGCGCUUUGACUUGCUGGCUAAUGCAGAAUAUCGCGAAUGGGAGCGGUGUGGCAUCCACAAGCUUCGUAGCUUAGAGAUUUUCGCCAAAUGCUCGAAGCAAUUUUUGUCAGACCUAGCUCAAACAGUCGAGUCUACUCUCUGCUUUCAUGGGACUGACAUCAUCACGGCAGAUGAGCAAAGCACUGGAAGCACCGGAUUGGCAUUAUUCAUGCACGGCCACGGCCAGACCGAGAAGCGACAUAAGGUUCAGUCGCCAGAGGUCUUGAGCAGUGUCAACUGGCUGGGAGAUCGGGCUGCAGCAGAGCCACCGCGGCGGGUGAAGGCCAAGGAGGUUUGCCAAGUGCUCCGCAUCUCUCAGCCAAAACUGCUUAGCCUUCUCAGUCGCCAUCCGCAUGAAACAGCCGUUAUGGUGGCAGAAGCAAACCGUAUCAACUCGCGCAAGCAUGGGGGCCGUCCAGCGGCUUUCCAGCGGCCUUUGAGAGGAGACGGUGGGAAUGGAACCAGCGGGCUGUUUUGGUAUUGCCCCUUCUGCGAUGGCUUAGGGGAAAACUUCCUGCAAGAGCUCAUCACGCACAUGGAGUGCUUCAAAUUGAUCCCUGGCCAGCACCUGUUUCGAAACCUGGAGGGCCCGAACGCCGACUUCCUUGUUGUGCUGACGAGGGGUAGGCUGCGCACACUGACGCAGACCUUGGAUGCCCCCUUGGUGAUCUGUGGCUUUGACAGAUCGGGCUAUGUCGAAACAGUGGCAGAGGACCUGAGCGAAGUCUACUGCGUGAACUUUGAGCAGAGCAAGUCCUUGCUGGCCGCUGGUUCCGAAGACACGCGGGCAUUCUUGAUGCGUGUUGUUCUAUUUCAGGAGCGCUUGGAAAAGAAGCAGGGCUUGGGAUGGUGGAGCUCCCUGAACGUUCUGAGACGACAUGAGCCGUUUGCCGCAUGCGCCGAUUCCUUUGUCGAGGCCUGCGCGCCUUUCAUGCAGGUGCGAUUCUGCCUGCCCGGCGAGGCAAUUGUAGAGGAAGGCAAUCAAGUGGACCACGCUUGCAUCAUCGAGACGGGAACGGCAAAAGUACAUCGGCAGACCAGGCCAGCACUGAGAGGCUGCCCGGACAGGACAGGUGAGGUUCGGGACAGCUACCUGGUAGGAGGCAUCAGUGGAGCUUACGGCUUUGCAGGGAUGCAGCGCCGCUUGGCAACCAUCAAAGCUUUGACUUUGUGCAAGCUCAUCGAGAUUCCAAUAAAUGCUAUCUUGACCCUCUUGGACCAGCAUCCGGAUGCCCGGCAGCGCUUUCGUGAAAUUGCUGAACGGCGCUUCAAGGAAUUGGCUCCGGAGCCGCUGGAGGAGCAUCCCUUCUUCAAGGGGUUCUCCAAGUCCUUCCUGAAUACGCUGCGGACGAAAUGCAAUGCUCAAGUAUUCUUUGUGGGGGAGACCAUCAUUCGCCAGGGGGACCCUGCAGACAGCAUGAUCAUCAUAAGUUCUGCAUCUGUUGUAACUCUAUAUGUUGAUGGCCGCAAACUUAAGGAUCUCUCCGGGGGGUGCACUUUGGGAGUGCCAUCUAUCUUGUCAGCAACGCCUGUGAAACGGUUUGCCACAAUUGAAGCGCAGACUGCCUGCACAGUGCAGAAGCUCACACGGAAGGAUUGGCUCGAUGUGCUCAAGAAUCAUGCGGAGCACAGGCUCUGGAUACAAAGCUUCACAGAAGAGCAACUUGCCCUUGCAAGUAAACAAGCAUCAGAAACCACCAGACGAUACCGGUGGCGAAAAAUCAAGGAGAGGGAGACGGUGGCUGUCCAGGUGCACUGCAUGCGAGCUCGCGGUGGGCAGGAGCACGUCAAGAGCCCUAAACCAGAAGCUCCUGCAAUUUCCACUGCAAGUCCGCCGAGCUUUGAGCUCUGGGAUUGCUUUAAUGGGCGCAAGGCAAUAGUGCCGCAAGUGAGGCUACCGGAGCUGUCAGCAAGACAUCCCUGCAAGUCCAUGGUCGAGGAGAACAGCGAGAACGAGUCGGAUGUAGUCGAAGAGGUCGUUCGCUCAGGAACGAGCAGGCGUGGCAGCGAUUUCGGCGGCAUGAUGCGCAAGAUGGCCGCCAGAGCAUCUCAAUCAUCACGUCUCAGCGUGCUCGGCGACCUUCCGCAGAUUCCGCAAAUGGCAGACAAGCAAUUAUCUCAUGAGAGUUGGUUGGACUGUCAAGAUGCGUUCGGCCUUCUGUAUACCCCGUUGACCGAAUAG
Symbiodinium pilosum is the source of this 3456-nucleotide messenger RNA. NCBI's taxonomy places the organism in Eukaryota, Dinophyceae, Suessiales, Symbiodiniaceae. The record is from the annotation of a GenBank genome assembly.